Molecule: messenger RNA, 543 nt
Organism: Theobroma cacao (cacao)
Lineage: Eukaryota; Viridiplantae; Streptophyta; Magnoliopsida; Malvales; Malvaceae
Source: RefSeq, a predicted model, not a curated record
AUGUAUUUUGAUGGAGCAUCCAAUGCUUUGGGGCACGAAAUUGGGGCAGUGUUGGUUUCUCCAAAUGGAAAGUACUAUCCGGCCACAGCGAGAUUGAAUUUCAAUUGUACUAAUAAUAUAGCGGAGUACGAGGCGUUGGUAAUGGGAUUACAAGCAGCAAUCGAGAUGAAGGCUAACGUGAUAGAUGUUUACGGAGAUUCGACUUUGGUGAUAUGUCAAACGAGAGGUGAAUGGGAAACUAGAGAUUCUAAACUAAUUCAAUAUAAAAAGCUGGUUACAGAAUUAAGCAAACAGUUCAAAGAAAUCAGCUUCAACCACUUGCCUCGAGAAGAAAAUCAGAUUGCUGGUGCUUUGGCCACUCUCGCAGCAAUGUUCAAAAUAAAAAAAGCGGCUGAUGUACGCCAUUUUGAUUUAAAAGUCCGUGACAUCUCCGCACACUGCUUGAAUGUUGAGGAAGAGGUUAAUGGAUUUAUGGUAAGGGAUACAGAGGUAAAGGGUGGGUCAGGGUCAGUGAGAGGAGCAGCUGGCAAGAAGUUGGAGUGA